AUGAACGCAACCCCCUCUAUGGUUGCGGAUAUCAACCUCCUCUCUGAAUUUCUCGCCGAUAAUCAACUACCCGAUCUCUCCACCACAUCCCCAGUCGACUGCAUUGUCAUUUGCGCCUCAGCCGUUCUUCACGGUACCGAGAUCCUUUUCCAAACCCUUGAGCAAAAGCCAUCUCUUGCCAAAGCUCUCGUACUGUGCGGCGGCAUCGGACACUCGACCGAGCUCCUUUAUAAGGCAGUGAAAUCUCAUCCAAUCUUUUCGCGCAUCGCCGAUGAAAUCCAAGGUCUCCCUGAAGCCAAAGUUCUCGAACAAAUCUUAGAUCAAUUCUUCGAUCGGUCUCUCAUCACCAAAGAAGGAUGUCAAAUUCUUCUUGAGCCGCUCUCUACGAAUUGUGGACAGAAUGCUUCAUUCUCUCGCAAGGUCCUCGAUGAAGCAGGCUUCCAGGCAACCAGUUAUAUUAUCAUUCAGGACCCAACAAUGAUGCUCAGGACUAAGGCAUCGUCUGAGAAGGCUUACGAAUGUGUCCAGCCCGCAGUCUCUAUAAUGAGUUGCCCUGUAUUUGUGCCACGGGUACAGCUGUCCCGUAAUGGAGUUAUGGAGUACUUAGGCACAUCUCCACCGUCAGAGCUGUGGUCACAAAGUCGGUUUCUGGAUCUGAUAAUGGGCGAGAUACCAAGGUUGAGGGAUGAUAACAAUGGGUAUGGUCCCCAGGGGCGUGAUUUCAUUGCCCAUGUGGAUCUUCCAAGUCAUAUUGAGGCAGCUUGGUCUCGACUUCAAGUGGUGGCUAAGAGCUAUAGACAGAUAUGA
Molecule: messenger RNA, 807 nt
Organism: Penicillium digitatum Pd1
Lineage: Eukaryota; Fungi; Ascomycota; Eurotiomycetes; Eurotiales; Aspergillaceae
Product: YdcF family protein
Cellular component (GO): plasma membrane
Source: RefSeq, a predicted model, not a curated record